CUUCUGCUGAGCUUGAUGAUAAGCUGAUCAUUUGAAUCACAUGUGUUGGAAGAGGGAAACAUCUAAAACAUGCAGGAUAGUGGCCCUCCAGGAACUGAGUUUGACACCCCUGUCCUAGGGUUUCAAUAGGGUCCUUCGGCACCGACGGUGCUCGGACCCUAAUGAGUUGAAUUGGACCUUUAAAGAUAUGUCCACUGACAAAAACAGCUGAAUUGGUUAUAACCCAGUUCAUAGAGCAGGUAAAAUAAUUCAGAGACAUGAGGAGCAUUGUUAUUUUAUUAUGAGUGUUUGACAGAGAUCACAACAACGAGACAUUUAAACUGGGAAAUGCAUCUUCAUUAAGCAGCAUGGCAGUUGUAGUUGGCUGUGUAAGGAUGGGAGGGCUCUCAGGAAAUCCUGAUAAAAGUCAUCAGGGAGUAGAGGAAUGUGAGGUCAGAUAGAGCGAGUGACGACAACUGGAGUUUUAAUUUUAGAACGGCUUUCUAGUUUCCUCUCACUACUUGAGCUAAAGUUCAUUUCAAGUGUAACAGUUAAAUAAGUUAGCAUUAGUAUAGCAUUACUAAAGAGGCAAAUAACUAUCUGGUAUUAAAAGAUACAAUGAAGUAAUGGUCUUGUGUUAAACAUGGACUGAAGUCAAACUUCCUCUGUUUGUGUUAGAGUCCAAGCUUCUUUGUUCUGUGUUUUCACAGCCAGUCCAGCUGCAUAUUUAUCUAAGAGCAUGUGAGUCCCCCACUUUGAAACUGUACUUACAGACAACGAGUCACCUCCCCAUCACAGUGGAAAAGCGAAAAUGCAAAUUCCAAAUAUUUAGAAACGAUAUUUUUACUCUUCCAAGGAGGUGGAGCUGAAUGACAGUCAGCAUUGGUUUGUCUGUUAGCAGCAUCAGUCAAAAACAAAUUGGCGGAUUUGGAUUAAAUUUUCAGGGAAGGUAAAAAAUGACACAAGGACCGAGUGAUUAGAUUUUUGUUUUUAUUUUUGUCUAUAUGUUUUUUGUUUACUUUGACGUCUGCUGCUGCCUCUCUUGGCCAGGUCACCCUUGUGAAAGAGGUCUCGAUCUCAGUGGGUCUUUAUCUGGUUAAAUAAAUACAUUUAAAAACCUGCCAUGCCCCUAAUUAUGCAUAACUCUGGGCCUCCAAACAAUUUAAACAGGUGAGAUAUAUUAAAAUUUACCCCUUGUGCAGUUGUCAUAAACGGGGAAAUUAGCUGCAGAGACCACACCAGUUUUGUGUAGCAGUCUGUGAACAUGUAUUUCUGCUGUAAAGUUUCACAUUUUGACACUGGGAUUCUAUGAGGAUUCUCUCAAUCUUAAUGCCUCUGGUCGCCAACUGAGAAACUUCAGUUUUUAACGCUCGGGUGUGGCUUCAUGUUUUAGCCCCUGUUUUAGCCUCUUAGUUGUUUCUUACACACAGUACAGUACAGUUCUCAUCUGUCCUGGUGCACUGUGGCAGACAUCAAGCUAGGUAUAAGCAGCGUAUUUGGAAUGAACUUUUACUUUUUAAUAUAUGGGGCAGACUCACUUCGAUCAUGUAAUAUUUAUUAUAAACGAACUGAGAGUGUGUGGGGAGAGGAUGUGUGAACUGGGACGUCCUCCGGAAACUGACCUGCUCUCCUCCCUGUGAAAGUGGCUGGUCGAGUAAAUUCUGUACUAUUCCACACUUUCACUUUGACGGCCUUUGAUGACCUGACUGUUUAAAAAAAAAAAAGUGAGAGGAUGUGUGGUGUAGAAACAGGAUGCCCUGCCAACAUUGUUCUCUUUUAACAGAAAAGCAAGAAAGGAAACGUACAUGAGCCUUCAUUCUCUGAGCAGCUUUGGAUUUCGUGUUUGGCAGUUUUCGUUUACAAGCAGUUUUUUAUAUUUAUUUAUAUUAAAACAGCUAGAAAGGAAGAAUGCUUUUUCAUUUUAUUCUCAUGGUUGUUUCCCUGAUGACUUUUCUGCACAACCACCAUGUGUCCGGCAGUGAUGCAAACUGUGCAUACAAGCCUGUAUUCACUCCAUCCAGACUGGUAGUGAAGUACGGUGACCCGACCUCUGCUACAUGCGUUGCAUGUGUGGGUGUAUGUAACAAACAUUUUGGUUUGGAGAAACCAGUGGGAGACGUCACAGUAAACGGAACUACGCUGUCAUGGACGGUUGGCAGAUUGACAGAGUGGAAUGCGUCUCCCAUGUGCUUUUAUAAUACUGAGUCUGGUGACCAGUGCUUUACCGUCCUGCCUGUAACUGUCUACCAGCCUCCAGAAAAUGUGUCCAUCAGCUUUGAAAAUCACGCCGGGCCGAUGUUUGAGCACAACCAGUACACUCUGGAGUGUACCGUAGAGAACGUAGCUCCUGCUGGGAACCUCACCGUGACCUUCUUCAGAGGACGGACAGAACUGAGCCGCCAAGAGUACAACAGCAAACAGGACAAACCAGAGAACGUCAGCUUCCCUCUGAAUGUCAACGUCAGCAAAGAAGAUGAUGGAGCCCAGUACUGGUGUGAAGCCAAACUGGAACUGGGACCUGAAGGACCACAGCCUCCUCCAGUGGUGACGUCAGAAAGAAUCACUGCCACAGUCCACUAUGGGCCUCACUUACAGAAGACAGGAAAUCUAGAGCCCAUCAAAAUUACAGAAGGACAGAGUUUACAGCUGAACUGCUCGGCGGUGGGAAACCCCAGCCCCUCCUACGUGUGGACCAUCCCACCAGAUAGUCAGUCCUACCACAGUGUUGUCUUCGAUGCCUCCUUCAGCGUUGUCACAAUCAAAUCUGUCGGUUUUGAGCAUAAAGGACAGUACACCUGUCACGUCAGCAGUGAGGACAGGACAGAGUCUGUAACUUUCACCGUGGAUGUUCAAGGCAACAUCAUCCCAUACAUUAUACUUGGUGUGGUAAUAGCUGCUGUUGUGAUCAUCGUCAUAGUGGUAAUGGUAUACUUUGGGUACUACAGACACAACAGAAUGGGACAGUACAACUUGAAGGACGUAUUCCGUUUGCAUAAACGGCAAGCUGUGCCCCUUGAGGCGUAAUUCAAUGAAGAACGUGGACGGACAAUGUGAAGCUACUGCUUUGACUUCAGCUGCAGAGUUGAAGUCUUACGUCAGAUCAACUUCCCCAGUUUGAGUCUGGUCUCUUUCUUCCGCUCACUUCAUGUUGUUUCUUUUCACAUGGCUUAAAAUGCCAAAAAAAAUGAGAAGAAGUUUCAACUUGUGGAUCCUAAAUGCUGAGUGGAACAAGUCAUUUCCACCUGCACCAAACUGCUGUGUCUGCAGAAGGUUCAGUUUACCGCAAAGAGAAACUUACCUGUUGUACAAACACUUCAUUUUUAAGCCAUCGAUUGGAAGUGUUUGUGAGAUGUCCAAAGCUCAGAUUAUUCCAUUAUUACAGAAAUUGUAUAUGCUUUGAUAUUUCAUUAUGUAUGCUGGUAAAAGGGCGAAACUCUACGAAAGCAGAUUCACGAACUAACAUCAACAAUGUUUCAGUUUGUCUGUGGCAACUAAGCCCCAUUCAUUCCUAAUGAAGACACACAACUUUAAACAUAUCGCUAGUGUUUUUUAAAAAGACUGUUGUUUCCUAAAACAGCUGGGCGCUGUCGUUUUUCAUAAACUUUGUCUCUACGACAAAAGGAAAAUAAAGUCUCCUAAUAAAAGUAAUUUGUUGAGGACGAUUUUCCACUGGAGGCCUCACUCCUCACAAUAACAGAACAUUAGUGCCACAAUGUGAUGGACAUUACUGGCUUUUAAUAAUUUAGCAAAAGUAAAUAAUUAUAAACAUGUUCUUCAAAAUUUGCCAUAGUUCAGAAGCCACAUGGUUUUUACCUCAGUUCUAUGCCUAUGUGGUACAUUUUACUGAACAUAUUUGUAACUUAUCAAAUUAGGACACAAUAAUUUGUAGACGGUUGCGUGGGUUCUUUAUGGGCCUCUUAUGUUGUGGUGUAAUUAUCUCCUUUUAUUUGUUGAUAACUUAUGCCAUAAAAUCAGAAUAAGCUCAUUUUUUUGAACACGACCAGCCUUGUCCUUCACCUGAAGCACAACUUUGAGUUUGGUACACAGAAAGAGGCCUCAGCUUCAAUGAGUCUGUCUGUGAAGGGAAAAGUGCUGAUUUGUAUUGAUAUUGUCGUAUGUGCUGUGUUUGUAUUUCUGUCACUUCAUUGGUAUGAAGACAUUUCUUGCAAAAAGACUGCAAGACUGAUGUGUGAUGAUCAGAAAGCACAGACAGUCAGAAAUGCGUGUUAAUGCGUGUUGUCCAUACAAAUAAUUAAAUGAGAAAUAAACUACAUAAAUACGUAAAUAUAAAACACUGCUGUUUGAAAUACAUUACUGGAUGUGAAGUGUGGACGGACAUGCUUUUAAGGUCUGUUCAGUAUUAUGAGAGCUUGUUUAAUGAUAACUUAUUUAUUCCAUUCUCUAAAGACGGGCUUUUUGUGUAAAUUGAUAUGUCAGACUGAAGAGUGACAGAACUCUGAAAGUUAACAAAUCUCCAUCUGUGCAACUGAUUUUCUGACUGAAACAGCAAAAUGAAACUUUUUCUUACAACAAAAAUGUUUGUUUUGGGAAAUGCCAACCUAAAUUUAUGUUGAUGAAUCAGUUGGCAGUUUGGCAUAAACAUCCAGUGAAGGCGCUAUGUAGUUAAAUGUGAUUUACUGCAUCUUCCUGUUUUUAUCAAAUGUGUUUCUGCAAAGAAUGUUAUAGGUUUAUUUUGAGGUGUGCUGGAAAUAUAACACUUAAUGUUCAGAUGUGAAAGUUCUCACGCUCAGCUUCAUAGUUUGCAUGUGAAACCACUGAAAGCAUGAAAAAGACUUUACUCCAAUCCACAGCUAGUGGCUCAGCAAUAGCUAUGUGUGCACAUUUGUUGUUUGUGCCUGUGUUAGGUUAUAUUGUGGUGCUGGCUGAGUGUUAGUGAAAAAGAGGAACUAGACAAGCAAAAACUAUUGGCGUGCACACUGGAACUUCAGUAAAGAAUACUAGCUUUUAUAAUAUUUGUUGUCACAAUGUGAAUAAAUGACCAUUACAUACAAAAACGA
This is a messenger RNA of Acanthochromis polyacanthus (spiny chromis), 4997 nucleotides long. Its product is annotated as cell adhesion molecule 1-like. The record is from RefSeq and is a predicted model, not a curated record. Gene Ontology annotation, cellular component: membrane. Gene Ontology annotation, molecular function: integrin binding. Gene Ontology annotation, biological process: cell-cell adhesion. The coding region runs from base 1888 to 3003 and encodes 371 amino acids. The transcript has 5 exons. NCBI's taxonomy places the organism in Eukaryota, Metazoa, Chordata, Actinopteri, Pomacentridae.